This is a messenger RNA of Lobosporangium transversale, 2632 nucleotides long. RefSeq lists its product as hypothetical. The transcript is spliced from 2 exons. Bases 193 to 2607 code for a protein of 804 amino acids. Lineage: Eukaryota; Fungi; Mortierellomycota; Mortierellomycetes; Mortierellales; Mortierellaceae. The record is from RefSeq and is a predicted model, not a curated record.
CCCCUCCAGGUAACCUCUGAUUUUUCUUGUUUUUAUGUCUACAAGUAGGGCACGUAAGCUCUCCUUGUAAAUCAUAUUCACGACCGAAUCGUUAUUUUUUGGUCGCGUCAUGUUCUUGAUCCUUGUAAUAAUGUUGUUGAAGCUUUUAACACUACGGCCCAUACAGUUUUCUUUGGCGAUCAAUUCGACGAAAUGGAAAAUGUUUUCUCUAACAUUUGCAAAAAAAAAAUUAAUAAAAUAUUUUGCAACAUGCCAAAAAGCAAGAAACAGACGAAACGUGCCACUUCUUUGAGAGCCGUUUAUAACGUGAUGGCAAAGCAUAGGCUUUCGCUGAGGGCUUUCUUGAAAGCCUCGUUAGUGUCGCAAGACUCUAAUAUUAAGCGUAAGGUUAAUUUUUUCUAUGCAAAUGAUGGUCCUGCAGAAAUUAUCGACCUGUGGCAGCGAGGCAUUACGGACCCGGAGCAUAUGAAGAGUGCUCUUUCUGGUGCUAUUGAAUUUGUUCUCCAUUCUGCAAAGGAUGAGCUCAGGGAGGUUACAGCAGAUAACACGUUGCGACUUCCAUCUAAUGGUGUUUGUAAGGAGAGAACCGAUAAGUUUUCACUUCAAAAUAUUGCCAACAGAUUUCAAUCCAUUGCUCCUACCGUUUAUUCGCUCCUGAAUGGCCUUACCAGAGCGAAUAAAUCAAGUUCCAGGGAUGCUACAACAGUAGUUCCUGUCAUUGCAAGUAUCUUGGGCUUCUUAUACAGCAACAGAUGCAAUUAUCUUCAAAUGAUGACUGGAUUAUAUAUGUUUGGUAAAGGUGCGCCUGUCAAGCUUGUCAAUCUUUUCUCAAAGGCAGGACUUUCAGUUUCUCAUCCCACAAUCAUGAGGGGUCUAAAGGCAUUAAGUACGGACUCACGCGAUCGUAUCCAGGCUACAGUAAGAGAAGUGCCUUGGUAUAUCGUAUACGAUAAUAUAAAUAUGGCGUCUCACAAGCACCAUCAACGACUUGGAAACAGGGACAUAUUUGUAAGUGGAACUACAGCAACUGCAAUCGUCUCAAAUGUUGCAGCCGAGGAGGAGAUAAACUUCAAGCCCACACAAUCCCUUCGCCUACAGGACUUGAUGCCUACUGAUGACAAUGAAGCUCAUCUUCGAAAAGUUUUUCAAUACCACUUGGUCGGAGUUCUACUCCGAAAUUUUAAAAGAUUUGAUGGGCAAUCAAUGCCAGCACCUACAAAGCACUUACUGACGCUCGAAAAGACGAAAACUUUUCCGCUUCCAUCAAUGCGUAUUGACCAAGGAACGAUUCGCGGUAACUUGGAAGUCUUGGAAUUUAUAACGGAAGCUGCGCUGGAACUCCCGCAUGAAUGGUUUGAGGGACGAAGAAUACUCAUUGCUGGUGACCAGCUGACGGUCAGUAGGCUCCGUUCAUUGAAGGAAUUACGUGCAGACGAUAUCUCAUCAUACCACCGCCUUGACUGGGUCAUACCUGUCAUUCAGUUAUUCCAUCUUCAAAUGCUUCUGGCCUCAACAAUUUUGCGUACCCAUUAUGGCACUGCUUCAACACCUGGUUCAAUUGCGUUCAAUGUAUCGUUGCUUGAACGAAAGAGGGUUUCCCUAGAGAAGCCUGAUUUUCAUGCCACAAAUGAGCUUCUCCGCGAGUCAUUUGAUGCACUAGUACAACGGGCAUGGGAGCUUACUCUACUAAGUACAAACUUGGAAGAAUUUGCGGAAGGUGUCUCCGAUGAAGUACUUAAAAUUGAACUCAUGGCGAAAGUGGACACAUUAAUUGAUAGAUUUCUUCUGACUGGCUCCUUAGAAAUCCUCGAUGGGACCACAUCUAGGAAUUCCGCCUUGUUUCUCCGUGACAUGCUUUUUUACUUGGAGCUAUCGUCUGCGAUCAAAGCAGGUGAUCAUGGGCGCAUUGAAGAGAUUCUAAAAUGGAUCACAAUAAUGUUUCAAGCCGGAUCAACAAAAAACUAUGCAAAUGAACUUCUGCAUCUACAUUGCGGCUUUGCUUACUCCUGGUCCAAGCAAACAAAGGAUGCCGUUAGAUCUUCAUGGCUAGUCAAUACCACUGGCCAACCAAACCGUUGGAUACCAGCAGACCUUUACCAAGAGCACAACAAUUUAUUGAUCAAGAAUUUAUUUAAAGCGAAACGAACCUGUGACCACUGGGAAAUGGAGGAAGAGACACUUUCUGUCAAUGUUCAGACUCUCGGUGAUCUAUCGGACCAAAUGGAGAUUGAUUUUAAUAUUCCAUACACAGGCACUAAACAUGAAAAUAUGUCGAUGAGCGAUGACAUCUCAGCAAUCCACAAGUCAUUAGUAGAGUAUUAUAUCUUUGACAACAUACCUCAGGAGAAGAGGAAUCAUCCAAACUUUGGAAACGCCACAUCAGUGGCUAAUCUCCUCAUAGAAGGCAUAAUAAAAAUGAAUGAAGGCAAGCGCAUCCAAUCAUUCGUCAAUUCAGUCUGUGUCCGGAAGCAGGGUGGGGAUUUGAGCGUUGACAAUGAUAUGAAUGUAGAUAAUGAGACGGAGAUUGAAGACGAGGAGGAAGAUAUGCAGGACGAUAUUGUUGGUUUUGAUAUUACUGAUUACGUCCAUGCGACCUGUGAACAAUAAACCAAAGAGAUUCUGUUUGCUUAAU